UCAGAGGUCAACCACGUGUUGGUGUGCAUGGAACAAGAGGUUGCCAUGAACGAUCCCUCCAUGAAAAAUAACCUGCCAGUAUAUAUGAGCAUCUCAUUGUUAGAAUGUAGCAAUCUACAUCAGUAAAACAUGCCGUUAGAAAAGCUUUCUUUCGCAGAAGCAAAAGAAAGGGCUAAUCAAAGGAUAGCAGAAUGGGUAUCAGAGACUAAGGCCGCAGGAAUUGUUCGUCUGCAGGACAGAUACGGGGACGUUUUCAAGAAGAUAGACUGGCGUGCCGACCAUAACCAAACACCUAAAAAUGGGACCAGGCUUAAACCCAUGCCAGGGCAAGCAAAUCAUGCAACUACCGACACAAGUUUCAAGAUAAAAGAAUUGGGUGAUUCUACAUCUGAACUCCCUCCCAGCAGAAUGGGUAGACGCUCUCAAAAUCAGAGUCGGUGUAGAACGAGGAGUCGCCAAACACCUGAAAGGUGUCAGAGUAGCCGUGUAACGUCUGACAAACGAUCUGAAUCAAGGAAGCGGUACCGAGACAGUGCUUCGCUCAUUUAUGGCGACAACAGAAACAACAGGAGUUCAGCACUAGCCAGUGUGUGUAGUGAUGCCAUGUCACUAAUACAGGAUGGCCUAGCAAGUGAAUGGUGUGAUAAGGAAACGAAAAUCAACACGGUAAUGAAUGAAAAGUUAAAAGCAGAGGUGAACUUUCUGAAUAUGAAACGCCCUACCAUGGAUAGGAAGACUUACAACUGGAAAAGCUAUAUACCUGUACCUGUACGAAAAGGCAUACAGUAUCCAACAACUCCCAGGAAAAAAACACAAACGAAGAAAGAUGAUUCAAAACGAUUAAGUAUUUUCCCAGCAAAUUUUAAAAAAAGAAGAAGAACGAUAAGGAAUUGGGAAAAAGAGUUUUCAUGCUAUGUAGAGGAUGGUGAUGGGCUUACAUCUGCUGAUACAAGCAGUGGAACAUCGGUUAUGGCAGGAAUAGAGUCUGUUCAAAAUGCAUCCCUGAGAAUAUCAAGCACGCCUACUAAAACCAUGACAUCUAGACUUCUGCCAUCGCCAUGUCCUGUCAUAAGAAACAGUGCCAGGCCAAUUACACGUGUUUCAAGUCGCAGAUUUGACAAGUCAAGAACUGGUGCAGCUCUCACAGUGAUGUCUGGUCUCAGCCGUGCGAAAUCCUGUCUGUCCAAAAGACAUUUACGAACAAUAUCUGCAUUCAAGAGAUCACCGAACACCAGUGAUAGUAGUAAACAUUCAACACCAGACAGUAAGAACAAGAGCAAUUUAAAAGGGAGAAUAGCCUUGCGACGUUUCCGGAUCUUGGUACGAAUGAUCAUGUGUGUUAUGCUGAUUCUGAGGACUACUGUGAAGACAGUAAAGAAAAACAUGCACAGUGAUGUCAAACAGAAGAAAAGGGAGUCUAGUUCGAUCAUGGCCUUUGACCCUUCCUAUUACAGUUCUGCUACCACUACCUAUGGUCACUUGUCCGAGCAUUCUAGGAUCGCCCUCCAGAAAGUACCACAGAUACGGUCAGAUGCAGAUAUUAGAGUGCUAACGGAGGUUAUGUGUCGCCUACCCCUCUUUGCUAAGUACUCACGCAAAGUGAAGGAGGAACUGGCCAGAUUUGUGUGGUAUGACUUCUAUGAGGCUGGUCGUAUUGUCAUCCGACAGGGUGACAUGGGCGGUAGGAUGUAUUUCCUGGUGUCUGGGACUGUGUCUAUCCAUCGCACAGAGGAGGAUUCUACGACUGGUGCAAAAGUGAUACAACACUUACGAGAUAUAGAGAUGGGUGCUACGUUCGGAGAACUGGCCCUGAUCCGUAACAUCUCUAGGACUUAUACCGCUGUCUGUAAAGUGGACUCGGAAUUCCUGAGUGUUGACAAGGUCCAGUUUAACAGGGUGCUGCGACAAAACUGGGAGGAGAGCUGGCAGAACACAUACAACUUUAUGACAUCCUCACCAUAUUUCAAGGAUUGGACCAAAGAUCAGCUGCGUCAGACGGCCGAUGUCGCUCUAAACAAAGAGUUCAGCAAUAAUUCGGUUGUAUUUGGUAAUGAACACCAACUUACAAACUGGGUCUACUUCAUCUUGAAAGGAAAGUGUCAGUUGGUUCAGAAACUCAGUCUGGUUCGUAGUAAAUCUCCGUACCAAAGGUCAUUUCUCACGGUUCCCGGUACACAGAAGGCAGAGGAAACUCUAAAGACCUUCUUGGACAAACCAUAUGGAAAGACCCGGCGUCAGCUAGCACUGGACACACACUACCUCACAGUCACAACACUACAGAAAGGCGAUUACUUUGGUGUCGGUGAAGACAUGCGUAACUGUUACAUUGUGACCACCACAAAGUCAGAUAUCUUGAUGGUAAAUGCAGCAAGCUACAGUAUCCAUUCCAAACGGGAGGAGUUGGUCAGACUCAAAGAAAAACGUGAUGAACUUCUGCCAACGCUCAAGGAACUGCAUCGACAAUUUGAGGUAAAUCGACGAUGGUGGGAAUACAAGCGAGAUGUUGUAGCUGAAGUUGUUCAGAGAAGAACUAUACCCAACACAACGAGCGUUGAAGACAUUCCUAGGACCAUUAGGGAGAGCGAGGGUAUUCCAUCAAGUUUAAGUCGGGAUGUCAAGUAGAGUUGUAGAACUGCGAGAGGAUUCAGAUCAGAGAGGAUUCAAGAUGAAUGAUGUCUACACUCCUCUUAAAAGUGUGGUUUUGUAAAUAAAAGUGAUGUUUCUGAGAGUUAAUUCAAUAGAACUAAUUGUAUAAGUAUAUUAAAAAAAACAAGGAAAUAAUCA
Molecule: messenger RNA, 2784 nt
Organism: Pecten maximus
Lineage: Eukaryota; Metazoa; Mollusca; Bivalvia; Pectinida; Pectinidae
Exons: 9
Coding region: 130-2622 (830 amino acids)
Source: RefSeq, a predicted model, not a curated record